Molecule: messenger RNA, 2704 nt
Organism: Aegilops tauschii subsp. strangulata
Lineage: Eukaryota; Viridiplantae; Streptophyta; Magnoliopsida; Poales; Poaceae
Product: BTB/POZ domain-containing protein At5g66560
Molecular function (GO): protein binding
Source: RefSeq, a predicted model, not a curated record
GUGUCACCGGCAAUAACUCCCUGCCGCGCGCUGCUGACACUGUCACCGGAAGUGGGAUGCUCAGGCCGCCUUCCUAAAUACGCCUACCCACCACCCUCGGCCUGGCCUCCCUCAAUUAUACGGGGAGCCAGCCCCGGCCUCAGAGGGUAUGUAAAUGCGGUCGUCGUCGUCUUCCAAAUCACAGCUCGGGACAGCGAGGAGGAGCAGGAGCAGCGGGGGCGGCCUGCCAUGUCGUCUUCGUCCAUGGCGCGGCACGGCCCGUCGAGGGCCGGCGAGGCGUGGUUCUGCACCACCGGGCUGCCCAGCGACGUCGUCUUCGAGGUGCAGGACAUGAGCUUCCACCUCCACAAGUUCCCGCUCAUGUCCAAGAGCCGCAAGAUCAGCCGCAUGCUUGCCGAGCAGGACGAGCAGCGUCCGCCGGGCCAGCCGCGGCGUCGGCGGCGUGGGAGCUCCGGAGGCAAUGCCGAGGAGCAUGCUGCUCCUGCUGCGGCGGCGGAAACAGAGAUUGAGGAAGCAGAGGAGGAGGACGGGGACGAGGAACAGCUGCAGGUUAGUAUGGAGGACGGCAAGUCGUACCGCAUCACUUUCCCGGACUUCCCCGGUGGGCCGGGCACCUUCGAGGCGGCGGCCAAGUUCUGCUAUGGCGUCCGCGUCGAACUCACGCCCUGGAACGUCGCGCCGCUGCGGUGCGCGGCCGAGUACCUGGAGAUGACCGAGGAGCACUCCGAGGACAACCUGGCCGCGCGCGCAGAGGCCUACCUUUCGCAGGCCGUGCUCCGCCACCCCGGCGAGGCCACCAAGGCGCUCAAGUCCUGCGAGGACCUGCUGCCGCACGCCGAGGAGCUCGGCAUUGUCGCCCGCUGCGUGGAGGCCAUCGCCGCGCGCUCGUCGGCGACGUCGCGCUCCUGGUUCGGCGACCUGGCCGUGCUCGGCCUGCACAUGUACAAGCGGGUGAUGGCGGCCAUGGCCGCGCGCGAGGACGUGAGGACCGAGGCUUUGGAGGGCUGCCUCGUGUCCUACGCCAAGGCCACCCUCCCCGGGCUGUCGAGGUCCAUGAGGUGGCGCCGCGCGUCCGCGCCGGUGUCGUCGGAGGUGGAGCAGAGAGACCUCCUGGAGGCGGUGGUCGCCAGCCUCCCCGCGGACAAGGGCUCGGGGAGCGUGGUGACCGCGAAGUUCCUGUUCGCGCUGCUGCGGACGGCGCACAUCCUGCGCGCUUCGGACGCGGCGCGCGCCGCGAUCGAGCGGAAGGCCGCGACGCAGCUGGAACAGGCAACAGUGGAGGACGUGCUCAUCCCGAGCUACUCCGGCGCUGCGGAGACGCUCUACGACGUGGACUGCGUCGAGCGGGUGGUCAGGCACUUCCUGGCCGAGGAGGAGGUCGGCGAGGACGAGGCGUCGUCGUCAGCCGCAAUCACCGAGGAGGAAGCGGCGGCGAGGACGACGGCGUCGCGCCCGUCGGCCGUGGCAAUGACGCAGGUGGGCAAGCUGGUGGACAACUACCUGGCAGAGGUCGCGUCCGACGCCAACCUGAAGCCAGCCAAAUUCUGCGAGCUCGCGCUGGCAAUGCCGGACCACGCCCGCAUCUACGACGAUGGCGUCUACCGCGCCGUCGACAUCUACCUCAAGGCGCAUCCGCGGCUGACGACGGAGGAGCGGGACAGGGUGUGCGGCGUGGUGGACUGCCGGAAGCUGACGGUGGAGGCGUGCACGCACGCGGCGCAGAACGAGCGGCUCCCGCUGCGCGCGGUGCUGCAGGUGCUCUUCUUCGAGCAGCUGCAGCUCCGGCGCGCCAUCACGGGCACGCUGCUGGCGUCCACGGCUUCCCCGCGAGCACGGCAUCCGCAGCCGCAGCCGGCGGCGGCGGCGGUGCGUCACGCGGCUGGCCCGAGCGAGGCGUGGCGGACGACGACGGUGCAGGAGAGCCAGACGCUGCGGCUGGACAUGGACGGCAUGAGGACCCGCGUGCAGGGCCUCGAGAGGGAGUGCUCCAGCAUGCGGCGGGCGAUCAAGAAGAUCGACGGCCGCGGCGGCACCGCGUCGCCCAGCAGCGCCAGCAGCCCGGACGCGGCCGCCCCGGCGGGCUGGCGGUCGCGGUACCGGUGCAAGUUCAGCACGCAGGUGUGCGACUCUCAGGCGCGCGACGCGGUCGUGUCCAGGGCGUCCAGAAUGGGGAUGAGCCCGUGACCGACCGAACCAUGAUGGUGUACACAGUGCACUGGUGCGCAGGAUGAUCGGCGCCAUCUCCCAUUCCGUUCGAACGCGACAUGUUUUUCACGAUCAGGGAAGAGCUCGACACUCGAGAUGAAAAUGGCUGAGACUUGAGUUGUCACGGGUAGCCAGACGAGAGAGAGUGAAGACCCGAGAUCGAGCGCGGCAAAAAUUUGUCACCCCUUGUCAUCUUGUCCGUAUGACGGACCCGAUUCGUGUGACCACUGCCAAUUGCGUGGGCAGCAGCAACAGGGGUUGUUCAUGUGCUGUGUCUGUACGAUAUGCUUAGCUUGUGUGCGCUGUGAUUAUGGCCUUUGCACCUUGUGAUGUGGUGGCAGUUUAUACGGCAUUGGUGUCCUGUUGUGCACGAAGCGUGCCUUCUGUCUUGGCUGGUAUUGUUUCAUCAUUAGCUGUUUCUACUAGGAUUGAGGAGUGCAUGCCGUGUUGUUUCGAAAGCCUCGCACAACAUUGCCUACAGGAAGAAUGUCUUCAGGUA